Molecule: messenger RNA, 882 nt
Organism: Macrobrachium nipponense
Lineage: Eukaryota; Metazoa; Arthropoda; Malacostraca; Decapoda; Palaemonidae
Exons: 7
Coding region: 1-756 (251 amino acids)
Source: RefSeq, a predicted model, not a curated record
AUGACUUGUACCCACGUGAUAGGGCGUAGGAGACAGUUCAUCAGGCAGGGCUACAUGGUAGCCUUGGAGAAGUUCACCCUGGAAGCUCUCCUCCCAAGUGUACAUUGUGUUAUCUGGGCAGAAACACCUGUUAUGAUCAAACAGAGCAAGGUAGCAUACUCAAAUGUUGUGGCUGACAAGCUGGUCUCAGUCGACUGUAAGAAAUCAGUGAGAGGUGAAGUCCGGGAAAAUCUUUGUGUGUUAACUCUCAUCACGUAUCGGACCAUCAAAAUGCAACUCUAUGGGAAACUGAGGAUUUUGUGCUUCUGUUUCACAAUUUUGUUACAGACGGCGAAUACUUUUGACGAACUUGGAAGUCACGCCCAUGUCGUGAGCCUGGCAAAACGAAGCACACCUCAAGGCAUCAGCAGACAAUUCGUUGAUUGCGGAACUACCACAAUUUUAGAAGCUGGUGAAUCUGCAAUGAUCUUCUCAGACACUGGUAGUGGCAGACUAAAAUGCAAGAGGACAUUUCAGGGUCCGGCUGGUAGCACACUGGGAUUAACUUGCCAAAACUUCAACCUGAACUCUAGGGGCUGCAAGAAGGAAAGACUCAUCGUCAAAGACCCAGGCUUUGACAAGUCGAAAUUCUGUGGUUCAUCUAGCCCUUUCAACUAUGUGACCAGUGACAACAGUAUGAUCAUCAACCACGUACGUAAGCCGUUCAGCGGAAGAGACUGCUCCGGAGGAUACUUUUGCGAGAUCAGCGUCCUCUAAAGGACACGAAUGGACACUGGAGCUGUUGGGUUACAAAAGUACAUUUCUUAGCUGAAAAAUGUUGUCAUUCUUGAUUGGUGGUGGGUUCUAUUUUGAAGAAUUUUACGUAAAGAGAAAUGGGAAUUU